This is a messenger RNA of Astyanax mexicanus (Mexican tetra), 1629 nucleotides long. Its product is annotated as multiple inositol polyphosphate phosphatase 1-like. The transcript has 5 exons. Bases 82 to 1443 code for a protein of 453 amino acids. Gene Ontology annotation, molecular function: inositol phosphate phosphatase activity; acid phosphatase activity. The record is from RefSeq and is a predicted model, not a curated record. NCBI's taxonomy places the organism in Eukaryota, Metazoa, Chordata, Actinopteri, Characiformes, Acestrorhamphidae.
UCGAAGAAUCAACUCUCAAUCAACUCUUGGACAGAAGACCGCAGAUCACAGAUCUUUGGUACCAUCUUGGAAGCGGGCAAAAUGGCCAAGAAACACCUUCCAACAUGUUUAAUUUUUCUAGUUUUUCUAGGCUUUUUCUCCUCAAGCCACGUUAAUGCUGCUGCCAUUAAGCAAGAAAUCCCAGCCAACGCAGAAUUUUUCAACACCAAAACCCGCUACCAAGAUGCCGACCCGUUUUUGCGGGAGAACAUCCUCGCCAUAAACGUGUCUGCGGUGAAGCCUCCUGCUCCAGCCUGCAUCCCCAUCCAUCUCACGGCCAUCAUCAGGCACGGCACCAGAUUCCCCACUGCUGGAAACGUCGAAAAGAUCGCCAUCUUGGACAAACUCGUCAAGUCUGAGGCCAAAGGCGACCUGAGUUACCUGCCAGAGCUCAAAGCCUGGAAGAACUGGUACACGCAGGAGACGGCCGGGCACCUUACGGCCGCGGGAAGAGGCGACCAAAUUCAUCUGGCCAAAAGACUGGUCAAGACAUUCCCCACCCUCCUGACCAAGAGCAACCUUCUGAACAAACGGGUCAAGUUCAUCACAAGCUCCGUAUCCAGAUGUAUAAACAGCACCCUCGCUUUCCAACAAGGCCUGAAAGAAUCCCUCAGUAUUCCAGAUAAUGAAGAAUUCAAAUACACAGUGAACGACACGCUGAUGCGCUUCUUUGCGUCAUGUGAACGCCUGCUGGUGACAGUGCUUAACAACAAAGAGGCCGUGGUGCAGGUCACCCUCUUUGAAGAAGGCCCAGAGAUGAGCAAGGUUCAUCAGAGGCUGUCCGACCAACUGCAGAUCCCCUACGCCAACAUUACUCUGGGCUCAGUGGAGGCAGCGUACUACCUGUGUGCAUAUGAAUUCUCCAUCCUUGGACUGGUCACUCCCUGGUGCAAGCUAUUUGAUCGAGCAGAAGCACAGGUGAUGGACUACGCUGGUGACCUGGGUCUGUACUGGAAGAGGGGUUACGGCCACGAAGUCAACUACAUGUCCAGCUGCGUCCUAUUCCACAACCUGUUCAACCGCCUUGAGACUUCAAUCAACCAAUUCAAGUCUGGUCAGCCCGUGUCGGAGGUGGUUAAUGUGCAGGUUGGCCACGCUGAGACGCUGAUACCUUUAAUGACCCUCCUGGGCCUCUUCAAGGGCAAAAUCAGUCUUGAUGCCAACAACUUCGCCGAAAACCUUCACCGCCCUUUUAACUGCAGCAAGAAUGUGCCCUUCGCUGCUAACCUGAUGGCGGCGCUGUGGAGCUGCCCCGAUGGCUUUAGGCUGCAGUUCCGGGUGAAUGAGAAUCCAGUGGCUCUGCCAGGCCUCAGCUAUUCACCUCUGUAUGAGGAGGUCAAGAAACUAUAUGCUGACCUUCUGCAGGGAUGUAAUGAAGAAGAAGUCUGUCGAAUGAGCAACUAAAAAAAAUCAACAGGGAACACACUGAUUUUAGUAAAUUUAUAUGUAGGGCCAUUUCCAUCACUUCAAAAAAACAAGGGUUUUCUAGUAAUUAAUAAUAAUAAUAAUACUUACUAUCUCAUAAUUAUGACUUAGUAUCAUUCACUCAUUAAUGACUUUCUGAUUAAUAUGACUCACCAUCUCUUAAUU